Messenger RNA from Aphanomyces invadans, 3132 nucleotides. RefSeq lists its product as hypothetical. The transcript has a single exon. The record is from RefSeq and is a predicted model, not a curated record. Lineage: Eukaryota; Oomycota; Saprolegniomycetes; Saprolegniales; Verrucalvaceae. The coding region runs from base 1 to 3132 and encodes 1043 amino acids.
AUGCAACAAAACCUGAUGUGGGGCGUGAGCGGCCUGGCCGUUCGCCUGGUGCUCGUCACGGCAGCGGUCGCCAUGGUGGUGGACAGCCUUCUCCACCGACUGUACGCACGAACGGACAGGGGCAAGGUAUACAUGCUCACUGCAGUCGACGGCGGCAACUGGACCGAGUGGAGCUGCCCGUACGGCUUUGGCGUUCGCCACGUGAUCGGCACCGCCAACGACCGAGACUUGAACGUGAUGUUUGCAGUCGGCCCCGAUCGACACGUGUAUCAGAUGCAAGAGGAUGCCGAGUCGCGGACGUGGCACGAGUGGCAAUCCUUGUCUGGGGUGUCGCAUGUGACCAAGCUAGCGAGCAGCCGCGAUGUUGCCGGAUCGUGGCGGGUGUACGCCAUCACAACGUCCCACAAACUGGCAGUGACGUCGCGGGACGCGCUUGGCUGGUGGACCUUUGAUGGAGAUGUGAUCGAUGCAGUCGCCACUGCCGAUGCAGAUGGCAACCACCAAGUCAUGUCGAUUAUGGCAAACGGAACGAUGUGGGAAUCCACCGAAGUACGUGGCGUGUGGAGCACGUGGAAUGUUCUCCAACCCAGCCAAGUUGAAAACGACCCCACCUUUCGCACGAUCAGCAUUGGAACGAGUCGGGACGGCUACAGAUGUGUUUGUGGUGUCAGUGCCGUCGACUCGAGUGUGUGGGCGCGACUUGAAACUCCCAAUGGAUGGCUGCCAUGGAAGCACUUGGAGAACGAGGCAGUGCACGUUGGGGUGGUUCGAGGAAUCGACAACACGUUUGUCCUGGUCAUUUUGGAUUCGAAUCAGUACCUCCUAGUGGCCACGUUAGAAACAGUGCGCAGCGCCGCAUCCGUCGGGGUUACAUCCUGGUCGCCGAUUGCUUCACAUGUGCAAACGUUUGAGUUGAGUUCGAUGCCGCGGGCGACCGCCGUCAACACGUUGUUCUUCCUCGACCUGCACGGCUCGUUGUGGACCAUGGAUCAAGAGUCUACUGGUGACUGGACCACCGCCACGUCGGCGGCACCUUCGUCUCGCCUGCGCCAACUAGCACAGACACCCUCACCCCGCCUGCUGCCUGUCGACGGCCGAUCGCCAGUCUAUGACAGCGUCCUUGUGGUCCAGGAGCUGUUUGGUUUGACGAGCAAUUCGACUGCGUACCGCCGGGUCCAAGACAUCUUUGGGACGUGGUCCGACUGGGCAUUGUACGCGACGAACGUGAGCCAACUCGUUAGCGGUCCCAAAUCCGGCCAAGUUUACGUCCGCGAUCUCGAUGGGAUGGCAUAUCGAAUGAUGGAAACGGGGAUGGGACGGUUUGUUCGUCGGAUUCCAUUGGGAAGCACCCGCGUCGCCAAGAUUGAGCAAUGCUACAUGCCGUACUCGAUGACGUCGCUCGUGUUUGGUUUGGAAGACGGCACCGGGCGCAUUCUCGAGUCCGACUCGGCAUCAACGUCGCUGGGAUGGCCACAAUGGGUACCCCUCCCGCCAGCUCCGACCCCUUGUCGGGACUUUUCCGUGGCGCCGAAUGUAUACUUUGGCUUGUCCGUCUUUUGCCUGACGACGACAGGAAUUGUGUAUGAGCUUGCGAAAGAUGACAUGGCGAGCGAGUGGUCUCCAAGUGGGUGGGUCGGUGUGCCGUACCAAUUCCAGGGCGCGCCGGACGUCGAGAGUGUGCCACCUUUGGUGCAAAUCGAGGCGAUUCAAGGAACCCAAGUCGGGCUAAUCGGCCGCGAUGUGACCAACAAACUGUGGGCGCUGCUCCAGCACCUGGACGGGACGUGGGCCGACUUUUGGUACCCCAACAUGUUGUCGGGCAGCAGCUCUCAGAUCGCGGUCAAAGUCGACUGGCAGGGCUACAUUGCCGUGUACUUUACGUCGUCCGACGGGAUGUCGUUCCGAGAGCAAAAGCAGUCGUCGCCCGAUUCGUUUGAUGCUGGCACGCAGCUUCCGAUCCCGAUAGAAGCGUUUGCCACGACGUCCGACAUGAGCGGCCUCAACCAGCUCUUCCUCUCGCAAAGCUCUGGCAAAACCAGUGGAUUCGUCAAGACUGUCGACGGCACGUGGGACCUGAUUGUGUCGUUCGCGGACGUGAAUCACUUUACAGCGCUCGUCGCAACCGAGUCGACGCGCGUCCCUGGGAGCCAAGAAGCGUACGUCGUCUUUGAAAAUCGAACGGCGUGCCGCCUUGUCCGCGACUUUCGCGGCAAGUGGGAGUCCGAGUGGCACGUUUGGAUCGACAAUGUCAAGCAAAUCAUUCCAGGCGCCACUCCAAGCGAUGCAGUCGCGCUCGACAUGGAAGGCAUGGUGUAUGCGAUCAAGGGCGGCGGGGCGGUACGGCAGCCGCUUGGCAUUGCCACCAUGGACAAAAUUCUGGCGACUCGAUCGCUGCUCUUUGCUAUCGACGCCACGUCCAGCGCGCUCAAGGAAUGGACCGUCGGCGACGACGGCAUGUUCAGGUUUGAGUGGAGGGCUGUACCUAGCGCUAUCCGUUGUGUCGACAUCGCAGCGACUCCUGACGCGAUCGACCAAGCGGCGAUCUUUUGCGUUGACGCCAUCACCAAUACACUCAAGCACGCGACCAAGUCAUUCCACGUCGACGGGACAUGGACCGGACCGUGGACGACCAUCGGAGGGUCGACCGGUGCGCGAUCGUGGCAAUCGAUUGCGGCCGCAAUGAGCCGCAGUGGGUCCCUUGUCGUGUUUGCUCAAGACGUCAGCGACGGCUUUCUGUACAUGCUGCAACAAAACGGUCCAAGGGGCAGUUGGCCGAUGACGUGGACGUUAGUGUUGCCGCAACGAGUGGCGUCCUUUACUCCCGUGGCAUCGGCGUCUGGGAGCUUAUCCGUCAUCGCGUUGACUUCGUCGGUUCUCGUCAACGUCGAUGUGGACAGCGCGGGAGAGGUGGCCCUGGCGAUGCCACAAACGUCGACGACAGCGUUUACCGUGGCUCAAGACCCCAGCCAACAACCUCAGCUCUUUUGUGUCGAUAUGGCGACUGGCCGAAUCCACGUGACCUUGCCUGCGGUUGCCGCGAGCCGCACAGAGACGUUGCCGCCUCUCGACAACGCCACGAUCGUGGCCAUUUUCGCAACCGUGCAGGCGAACGUGGUUCCAUCGAGUGGAUGA